AUGAGCACUGGAGGAUGUCUGAUAUUGUUGAAUCCCUAUUUUGCAAACCUGAAACUAAUAUAACACUAUAUGUUAACUAUACUGGAAUUUAAAAUAAAAAAAAUACAUAAAAUAAAAAGAAAAAAAUAAACAUGAAAAAAAACUAGACAAAGUAAGAUAGAAAUAUUCCAUAUUAACCAAAGCCUGCAUUACAGACUUCAUGGGGGAAAAUACUAGGGAGGAGUAGGGAAAAGAAAUAUGGCAUUUGCAAGGAUCUUAAGUUACACUAGGAAUUUUCCAUGGAGGAUUCUGAGAGAUUUGAAUCAUAUAGAAACUACUAACAAAAAGAGAUUUCACAAUAAAAUGAGAUUGUUUGAAACAAUAAAUUGAGAGUUCCCCAACACUGAAAAUAUUAAAAGAGAGGUUACUUGUAUCUCCCUAUUAUAUUAUUAUGUAAUACAAUAGUACAGAUUAUAUGUCACAUCAAGCAAACAUGGAAAUGCAAUUUUAAUUUGGCACUGAACCCUUCUGAGUGUCAGUCUCUGUUAAAUGACAUUUUAAAUUCACAAUCUGAUAGUUUCACCAAAUGGUUUCACGGCUCACAUACAGACAACUGGAAAAGGAAUGUUUUCAGCCAAUAAAGCAUUUUACAGUAGCGAAUACUGCCUAGUCGUGUGGGAGGAGCUGGACCAAAUCACAUUUUGACUCAGAUUCAAUUGACAUCUAAGCAGGAAGAGGGGAAAGAGGGAAAAAGUAUAUUUGCUGUCAGUGUGAUUCUCAUAGAACUUUUAGAGUAUAAUCUCGUGAAUCAGGAGGAGCCCCCGUACAACGACACAUUACUCAUCACUCUUGAAACAUUCAGCUGCAGUAUGGUCACACCGCCAAGCAGCACCUGACUUUACUCUUCCAUAGUAAACUCUGGAACUCUGGGAGCGCAGAAAUUUACUUUCUCCCUAUUAAAUACAUAGGCCUAUUCCCAAGGGAGGGGACUGUAACCUCAAUAGAUGUUUAUGAUCACUGAUCUUCAAAAUAUGCUAUGAAGCCAAGCCCUGUGAUGUAUGGUUUGAUACUACAUGUUUAUAAAAAUAUGAUUUAAAAUGCACCCAACAAGAUGCACUGAGGCCAAUUGCAUGGUAGUUUGUUUUCUGAGGGAGUUGGGUCACUUUUGAAAAGUUAUUGUGGAAAACAUUAAUUAACACAGAUGCACUUGAAACCAGAGCAACAUUACACAACAUCUUAAAAUUUUAGUACAAUAAAUAUAUCGGUAUAAGUAAAUGUAGGUAUUUGAAAAGCUGCUGUUAUUUGGGAAUCCUUGUAUGUGGAUCAAAGAAAGGGGGAAAGGAAAAGUAGAAUGUAUUGAGUCUCCACUAUACAUCAGGAUCUGUGCUAUACUCUUUGUAUCUCCUAUAUAUUUUCUACAGACAUUUUGACAAAAUUUUAAAUACAUGUAGUUAUUUUUGUUCCAAUUUAGAGGUUAUAAAAACGGAGGCUCACAAAUCUGAGGACAUUUUCCCUGGUCAAAUUGUUAGCAAGUGGCUCAGCCGGAAAGGGAAUCGAUCUGUUUGCCAUGGAAAGCUAUUUCUAUUACAGAGCCUCUGAAACUUGGGGGAGACAUGUACCAGUCAUCAAUUUACUGCCUCUCAGCUUCAAACUCCCCUUCAGUAGAUGCUCUGUGAUAAUACAUGGGAUUCCUUUAGGCAUUUUUUUUUCUUUGCUGUGAGCAUGGUAUGAAGCUUUCUCAGUAGCGGGGGGUGUUGGGACAUUGCACGAGGAAGUGGUUCUGAAUUUUUUGGGUGCAGCACUGGAGGGAAGGGGAGGGUGUUCGGUAGUGUGGAUGUGAAGACAUCUGGGGAAGCUCUACUCAGUCAAGAGUUGAGGAUGUGAGGGAUCCUCAGUGAUGCCGGAGCCUCAGACUGACAAGAAUCUUUAUUGGCUCCCCUCUGUAUGGAAACCUGUACCUUGAAGACUUCUCCUCCACGAAUCCCUGUUGACCUCCUGCCCUCAAAGACACCCAGAUUCCCUCUACAGGAAUUCCCCAUCCCCCGUCUGCCUGUAUCCCAGAGCUUCCCAGGCCCUCUACACGCCCACACCAUCGGUUGCUUGUUUUCCAUCUGCGUUCCAGAAAGAGUUGUCUCCUGCUUGGUCAAUGACUGCGGAACUACCCUGGUCUGGCCAAACCGGUGAACUUCUCUGCUUUCUAGUGGGCUGAACUAAUCUUUUCAAGUUUUUUUUUUAAAUUUUUUGAGUAGUCUCUCACAUUCUUAGGGUACCAUAUAGAAUUUCCUCAUAUCGUAUAGCUACUCUUUUAUCAUGGUUUAAUAAUUUUGUUUCACAUUAAAAUUUCUGUUUAUCCUACUAUGUGGUUUCUGUCUCCUGAUUAGAAUCAGACUGAUAUAGAGGUCUUUAGUUUUAGGAGUCAUCUGUGUGUUUACAGUGGUCAAAUCAGUGGCAGCAGAUAAGAUUUAAUAGUGUAUAAGGUGAAAAGCAAAGAUGUAGGAUAAAGUAGCCACAAGAAGCCCAAAACUUAGGGAAAAGCAAGGAAAGAUUGUUAAUGAGAGAGAGGUCCUGGACCAGAAGCCCAUGCAUAAGGGAAAUGGUGGUAAAAGAGGAUAUCAAAUUAAAAGUAAGGAUGAAUAAUAAAUACCAUGGAAAGGUCACUAUUAUUAAUGCCAUGAUGAAAGGCAUCCAACAAAAGCAGUACAGGUAAAUAUCAUAAUUAAAAUAUUGUUUGUCAGAGAAGACAGGUGAGAAGAAAAUCAAAAAAUAUUGCAGAGCCUGGAAGAAUUAAUUAUUGAGUGGCUACAUGUUAGUGGGAAGUAUGGAUAGAUAGUACAAAGAUGGGAGCAGUGUGAGAAAACUUAUGAACAGACUUAUGUUUAAGAACUGGACGUUAGGGGUGUCUGGGUGGCUCAGACGGUUGUGUCUGACUCUUGAUUUUAGCUCAGGUCAUGAUCUCACAGUUUGUGAGAUCAAACCCUGUGUUGGGCUCCUCACUAAUAGUGCAGAGCCUGCUUGAGAUUCUCUCUCUCCCUCUCUCUUUGCCCCUCCCCUGCUGUCUGUCUCUUUCUCUCAAAAUAAAUAAACACUUUUUUUUUAAAGAAAUGGACUUUAACAAAGAAGUUGUUGAACCAAGGCAUUUUUCUUGCUCUAAAUUGAAACCCUUGGAAAAGUUUGCUCUCUGUUUAAAUAAUAAAUAUUAAAUAAUGUACUCAUCAGGAUUUUAACCACCACCACCACCACAACAACAAAAGAACAAACAACAACAACAACAAAAUACAAUACAAAAAAAAAAAAAAAAAGGAAGAGAAUGUAAUAACCUGACUGGAAAAGGUUGGGAUAGACUCGCACUCCUCCAGAGAGAAUAAGAAUGUUUCCAGGCGAGGCUAUAACGUGUUGAAAUAUUUAAUUGCUUGCGCAAAAUCCAUGAGAAGUGCUUCAGAGUGAUUAUGAUGGAAAAAACAAAAUACUAAGAAAGGGUAAAAAAGACACCAAGAUGCUAUGAUGAUGAUUAUGGCGAUGAAGAUGAUGAUGAUGAUGGUACAGAGGCUAUUAAUAGUAGUGAGUAGAACUUUGUGUUUUGUGGAUGAUUUCUGAGGUAUUGAAAGAACAACAACAAAAAAAACCCAACCAAACUUAUAUUUAUAGGUCAAACAUAUUUUGGUGAUGUGAUAUGUCAUGGUCAUGAAAUGCAAUUAUAGAAGUGAAAAUUAUGGUCUUAUAUGUUUGGGGUGCUUAGGAAAUGUAUCUUUAUUUGGUUUUAAAGCCUUAGAAAAUUCCUAGUUUAGCAAGUAAAUUAGGGCGUUUAAAUAAACUUGUUGUACACAGGGUGAGCUAAUAUUAGGCAAAUAGUUGUAAAAUGAGAGAGCAGAGCCCAUGUGAGGUAUGAGCCAUACAUCCCUGGGAGUAUAUAAAGGUCCUGGAAGAGGAGGUGGUAUCCAGACUUCAGAAUAUCCUCCUACACCUCAACUGAAAACUCACCUCCCAACACCAUGUGUUGUAACUACUACGGAAACUCCUGUGGCGGCUGUGGCUCUGGCUGUGGCUGUGGAUAUGGAUGUGGCUAUGGCUCCCGCUAUGGCUGCGGCUAUGGCUCUGGCUGUGGCUCUGGCUGUGGCUCUGGCUGUGGCUCUGGAUGUGGCUCUGGCUGUGGCUCUGGAUGUGGCUCUGGCUGUGGCUAUGGCUCUGGCCGAGGAUAUGGUUCUAAAGGCGGAUAUGGCUGUGGAUACAGCUCCCGCUAUGGCUGCGGAUAUGGCUGUGGCUCUGGCUCUGGCUGUGGAUAUGGCUCCAAAGGCGGAUACGGCUGUGGGUUCAGCUCCCGCUAUGGCUGCGGCUAUGGCUGUGGCUACUAACCAUUUUGCUACAGAUGAUAUUCUUGUACUGCCCCUUUGAAACGAUCGCUACAAGUCCAAGUCCAAUUGGAAAUCUCCCCAUCCAUGAACUUCAUUGCAAAGCAAAGAAUUAUUAUUGUCUGUCAAGAACCUGCCUACACUUCGAAGAAGCUCUUUGCAGGUGAUGGAGACCAAGUAGUUUCAUCACAUCACUGAAGAGAGAAGAUCUUAUUCUGAUCACUUUUCAAUCAUAAAUUCUUAUAUAUUUGUCUCUGUACUGUGGCUAUUUGUACAAGCACAGGAGGAUUAUCCAACUGGAAUAUACUAAAAUGGAGCAAAAAUAGUAAUUUCUUAAUAAAA
This is a messenger RNA of Neofelis nebulosa (Clouded leopard), 4667 nucleotides long. Its product is annotated as keratin-associated protein 21-1-like. The record is from RefSeq and is a predicted model, not a curated record. The transcript has a single exon. NCBI's taxonomy places the organism in Eukaryota, Metazoa, Chordata, Mammalia, Carnivora, Felidae. Bases 3969 to 4328 code for a protein of 119 amino acids.